Eurytemora carolleeae is the source of this 2151-nucleotide messenger RNA. RefSeq names its product ervatamin-C. NCBI's taxonomy places the organism in Eukaryota, Metazoa, Arthropoda, Copepoda, Calanoida, Temoridae. The transcript is spliced from 12 exons. Gene Ontology annotation, cellular component: lysosome. Bases 81 to 1160 code for a protein of 359 amino acids. Gene Ontology annotation, molecular function: cysteine-type endopeptidase activity. The record is from RefSeq and is a predicted model, not a curated record.
UUGUUGUCUUAAUAACAUUUUAAAGAUAACAAAUAUAUUUGUUUGCCAAGUUAUGUUUAAUAUUCAGUUACUGAUCAAACAUGAAGGGUCUGGCCAUCUUCCUAUUAUUAGGACUUGUUGCGGGUUCAAGAGAUGAAUUCUUUAAGUUUAAGAAAACCUUCAAAAAAACCUACACAGCUGAGGAGGAGGAUUACAGGUAUUCUGUGUUCCUAGAGAACCUGGAGAAGAUCAAGGAGAAUAAUGGCAAUCCACACAAAACCUGGUCAAUGAAGAUAAACGAGUUUGCUGAUCUUACUUCAGAUGAAUUUAAAUCCACUCUCAGUGGAUACAAGAGAUUGCCUAUGUCAGGCCAAGCAAUCUCAGAAUCCAGAUCCUACAGCAGUGAACUUCCUGCCGAAGUUGACUGGAGAGAGGCCGGAGUAGUAUCAGAACCCAAGAAUCAAGGCAGCUGUGGUUCCUGCUGGGCAUUCGCUGCUACGGAACAGAUCGAAUCCUAUGCAGCGAUUAACAAUAUUACUCUUCAAGAACUCAGCGCACAAGAGAUAACAUCUUGUACUCCUAACUCUAUGCACUGUGGAGGGAAGGGUGGUUGUGUAGGUUCUAUUCCUCAGCUAGCCUUCAAUUAUGUUCAACUGUUUGGUUUAACAACAGCUGAAGAAUACCCUUACUGGUCUGGAGUAACAACCAUCACAGGGAAAUGUAAAUAUGAUCUUGAGAAUCGAGCCCCUGUUGUUGGUAUAACUGGAUACAAUACUAUUCCUGCAAAUGAUCUUGAAGCUACUCUCCAGCAUGUUGCCAACGUUGGUCCUCUAGCUGUGGCUGCAGACGCUUCUGCUUGGCAGUUCUACGGAAGUGGUGUAUUUGGAUCUUGUGCUUACGAGGAUAAUAUUGCUCUAAACCAUGCAGUACAACUAGUAGGGUAUGGUAGUGAUGAUGCUCAUGGAGAUUAUUGGUUAGUUCGGAACUCGUGGGGGAAAAACUGGGGAGAACAUGGAUAUAUCAGACUUCAGAGAGAAUCUGAACUGAUGUGCGGUAUUAACUCAACUCCAAUGGAUGGAACAGCAUGCGAGAAUGGUCCUGGGACAGAUGAGCAGACUGUGUGUGGACAGUGUGGAAUCCUCUUCGAUUCAUCAUAUCCUCUUAAUCCGUUUCCAUUCUAACCAUCUUCUAUCCUCUUAAUCCGUUUCCAUUCUAGCCAUCUUCUAUCCUCUUAAUCCGUUUUCAUUCUAACCAUUUUCUAUCCUCUUAAUCCUUUUUCAUUCUAGCCAUCUUCUAUCCACUUUAUCCGUUUCCAUUCUAACCUUCUUCUAUCCUCUUAAUCCGUUUCCAUUCUAACCAUCUUCUAUCCUCUUAAUCCGUUUCCAUUCUAACCCUCUUCUAUCCUAUUAAUCCGUUUCCAUUCUAGCCUGCAUCUUCUAUCCUCUUAAUCUGUUUCCAUUCUAACUAUCUUCUAUCCUGUUAAUCCGUUUCCAUUCUAACCAGCUUCUAUCCUCUUAAUCCGUUUCCAUUCUAACCAUCUUCUAUCCUCUUAAUCCUCUUAGGGGGAGGGGUAGCAUGUUGGGUAAAAAAUGAACAUGAUUUUGAGGUCCUAGAAAAUAUAUCUGUCUUUGAGGAAAGAGUUUUUGAAUCUAUCUUUUUAAAAGUCAAAGUUUCUUCAAAGAAAUUUAGAAUUAUUGGUAAUGUAUAUAGACCUCCAAACUCUGAUAUCAUUAAGUUUACUGAAAUUAUGGAAUCUAUUCUAAAAAAUAUUUCAUCCGACAAAUCACUGAGUAAAGCUGAAGAAAUUCAAAUCAUGGGUGACCUAAAUAUUAAUCUGCUGAAUCACACUUCUCACAAUGCUACAUCUAACUUUUUAAACACCCUGUUAACACAUUCACUUCUUCCGCUAAUUACACUCCCUACACGUAUUACUCAAACAUCUGCAACAUUACUAGAUCACAUAUUUAGUAAUUCAGAUCCUGAGUCAAAAGAAUGUGGAAUCAUCUACUCAAGUUUAUCUGACCAUUUACCCGUUUUUUCUUUGUCUAAAUGUACACAACAUGAAGAUAAUAUUGGUAGCAAACCAGUUCUAAUUAGAAACACUUCAAUCGAAAAUAAAACCAAGUUUAAGGAAAAAUUGUUACUCAAUGACUGGACUCAUGUUAUGAUAAA